Molecule: messenger RNA, 3117 nt
Organism: Pseudozyma hubeiensis SY62
Lineage: Eukaryota; Fungi; Basidiomycota; Ustilaginomycetes; Ustilaginales; Ustilaginaceae
Product: spindle pole body component
Exons: 1
Coding region: 1-3117 (1038 amino acids)
Biological process (GO): cytoplasmic microtubule organization; spindle assembly; mitotic cell cycle
Cellular component (GO): centrosome; spindle pole; equatorial microtubule organizing center
Molecular function (GO): microtubule minus-end binding; gamma-tubulin binding
Source: RefSeq, a predicted model, not a curated record
AUGGCGAGCGCGCGCACAUCCAGCGGCUCCAGGCCGCCUGUGGUACCUGCUACUCCGGUCGGUCGAUCCAUGCGCAAGAAGAAUCAUCUCAACCUCAGCGCAAAGGCUUUCGACAAGAUGUCGAAACGUCUCUUGUCGGUAGAAAAGUCGACGGGUCAAUCGGCCAUGGCAUCUUGGGGCGCUUCAGAUCCGAACGAGCCUCUGGCUGCUGCAUCGCAUCGCAUUGAAGGGAUUCCUGAGCUGGGAGAAGGUGGUCAUCGUACGACCGCUUCCUACGUCAUCGCAGAAGGUGAUGACAAUGCUGCCAAUGCGCCCGAGAUCAAAUCGACCACAGAGUACCACCUCCGUCGGUUCGGAAAGGCACCCGUGAACAGAGGCCUGACGCAAGGAGCAGGUAAAGGACCUGAUGGAGCUGCUCUUGCCGCUGCCGCUGCCAAGUCGCUCAAGGGGAAAGGCGUGGCACCAGUCGACUCGUUCCUGAACGAAGGCAGCUUCGUAUUCAACCCGCUCAAUAGAAGGGUACCGCAACAAACACCGCGCAAGGCGAAGACGCGCACGGUCUCGUCGGCCAACAACGCUGCAUCUUCGCGCGCUACAUCGGGCUCCGCAUUACCGUCAAGUGCAGCAGCACCGACAGAGCCGAGGCUCCCUUCUCAGCGACACCAACCUCAGCUCGAUCUCGCUGGACCGUCGAAUCAGCUUCCCGUAUCGUCAGCCGCGGCGCCUACUACAACAGCACGCGAUGCUGCGCCUCGACCAGACUCCGCCGCAGCGCCAGCAGCAGCAGACAGCGAUGAUCGGGCCUUUAUUCCGCUUAGCCUCGUCGACCGUGAUCUGCAGGAAGCACUCAUCCUCGAAGAUCUCCUGUACGUUCUUCUCGGCAUCGAAGGUCAGUACAUCUCCUAUGCGUCUACCUACGAUCCAGAGGACAUUGCGCACCGUCUGCGGGGUGCUCAAUUCAACAUCGACACAGCACUCGACGCUCCUCUCCGCGACCUCGUCGACCGCAUCCUUCCACUUGCUACAGACUACACCGCCAUUUACGCCUUCAUCGAGACCGACUCUGGCCUCGAGUACGGUACCGUCAACCACGCCCUCUGUGCCGCCAUCCGCGAUCUUUUGCACGACUACGAGCUUCUUGUGGUUCAGCUCGAACAUCAAAUGGCGUCAUCCACCUCAUUCAGUCUUCAGAAGCUGUUCAUGUGGAUCCAGGAGACGGCACGCACGCUCGCCAUGGUUCGCGCGUUGACCGACGAGAUUGUCGGCAUCUCGCACGCGGAUCUCUUCGACGAUGAGGACGACGACGACUCGUCGGAUGGCGACGGCGGCUCGGACAUCAGCGGGACGUCGGCUUUGGAGCGUGAGCGACGUGCGCUGCUAGGUCUCGAUGACCCUGACGACCAAGGAGUCGAGGGCGGCAUCGCCAAAGGUGGCGAGGUGCUUUCCAUGCUCUGGGAUCGUAUCACCCGAAUGAGCGGCGAUCCGAAAGCUCGAACUCUGUUCACGACCCUCUUCCAACGCGCUUCACAGCCUUACGCGCAAACUCUCGUCAAGUGGAUCACCACCGGCGACCUUUCCGAUACCUAUGAAGAGUUCAUGGUGAUGGAAGAUGCUAAAGUCACGCGAGCUGCUCUGGAGUCGGAUCCGACGGACGAAUACUGGGAGACGCGGUACACGCUGCGCGACGAAACCACGAUCGCCAAACGCGAGCGUCAACGUCAGCUUGGGCUGGAUUUGGAUGCCGAGCUGGAGGACGAGGAAGACAAUCCGAGAGGCAUCCUUACCGGCGGUGCCAAAAUCCCAUCCUUCCUCGAACCGUGGAAGCACAAGAUUCUGCUUGCGGGUAAAUACCUCAACGUGAUCCGGGAGUGUGGCCUCGAAGUGCCAUCCGAUCCGGACCAGGCGGCGGAUGGCCUCAGCGCUUCCAAGCCAGGAAAAGCAGCAGUGGUGUCGGCGGUAGUCAUGAACGACGAAUCCUUCUUCCGACGUAUCGAGGGUGCCUAUCAACGCGCCAACUCUGCGUUGCUCAGAUUGCUGCUCGGUGACCAGCACAUCCUCGAACGACUUCGAUCGCUCAAGCAUUUCUUCUUCUUCUCCGAGUCGGACUUCCUGUCGUCGUUCCUGGAGCAGUCGGCGCACGAGCUGGUCAAAAAGGUCUCGCCGAGCAAGACGAGGGAGACGGUGCAGCAGCGUCUGCAGACGCAUCUUGGUGCGGUCUUGGGCUCGAGCAGCACGGUUGGGUUUGAAGAUCCGUACCGCGAAGAUGUGCGAAUCGUGUUGGCAUCGGAAGGAGCAUACGACCAGCUGAAGCGUAUCGCCGAGACCAAGGGUGGGAUCGAGGCGACUAAGCUGGCGCAGGCGAAUGCGGCGGCGGCGGCUGCAGCCGGAUCGUCGAGCAAGGAGACUUUCGUGCCCGCCGUGACACUGUUGCAAUUCGACGUGGCGGUCAAGUUCCCCGUCUCGCUCGUCAUCAGCCGCAAAAACAUCCUUCGAUAUCAAUUCGUGUCCCGCGGCCUAUUCCACCUCAAGACGCUCGAACGAUCUCUCUCCGAACUCUGGCUGGAUCACUCCUCCAACCCGCUGUGGAAGCAACGCACCCACCCGGCACUGGAAAGAUGGAAGCAGAAGCUCUUCAACCUCCGUUCGCGCAUGACGUUCUUCGUUCAACAAUUGCUCGCCUUCCAACUCAUGGAGGUGGUCGAACCCAACUACCUCGAGCUGCAGCGCAAGCUGUCCAACGUCAAGACUGUCGAUCAGCUGAUGAAGGAUCACUUUGCGUUCCUGAACACGACGCGGAAGGAGUUGAUGUUUACGGAUCUGAGGUAUCUCGAGUUGCACUCGCAGUUGACGACAGUGAUCAACGUGUUUGUAGAGAACAGGGUAAGGUUUCAGGACCAGGUGCUGUUGGAAACGGAGAGGUGGAGGAAGGCGGGAGGGAAGAAGGGAUUGGGUCCGGAACCGGGGUUGCAGGAGGGGACGGUGGAGUUUUUGGCGAGGUUCGUGAAGCACUGGGAGAGGUAUGCGAAGACUUACAAGGAUGUGGUGAAUCUGCUGAGUACGACGGAUAAUCCGGCGGCGUUGCCCUUGGCGUACAGGUUUCAGAGCUCGAAUUUGUAG